AUGCUGAUAGAUACGGCGUCUCACUCGCACACGCACUCUCUCCCUCACUCUCACUCCCACUCUCUCGAGCACACCAACGGCGCCCCCACCCGCGGCAAUCGCCCGUGGCGCACCUCGCCGCUCCGCAACGCGGAACACGAUGCGGCCACCGCUAACCUCGCGGCACAGCGCCGCCAGUCGCGGCUCGACUUCCAAACGGAGCGCGUCGGCUCGCCAGCGGAGCGGAGCGUGGAAGGCGGGUCGCUAAACCAGCGCAUGAUGGAGGGGCGCGGCGACGCCAUGGACCACUCGAGCGAGCCGCGCCUCGACACCUCCGGCAGCUGCUCGUCGCCGUCGUCCCUCGACGUGCUCCCCGUGUCGCCCCUCCCCGCGUCGGCCAUCCCCGUGUCGCCCUUCGACGUGCUCGAUCUGCCCGUGCCGGACGGCGGGGAGCGGCCCGACGGGGACGGCAUGAGCAGGAGCGGGGCUGAUGGGGGACGGGGAACGGCGGAAGGGGAACCGCUGCCGGGCGGCAAGCCGCUGUUCGGGCAGCGGCGGUUGCGCGCGCGGCUGUGGCGGUCCGCGAGAGAGCUGCGCGAGGACGACCCGGGCGACGACGUGGCACUCGCCUUCGCGUUCGACACGCCACCCGCGGCCGCGCCACUCAAGGCGCGCUCGCCCUUCCAAUGGGUGAUGAAAAGCGCAUCUGGCGUGUUCGCGUCACGCGGUGGGGACGACGGCAGCAGCAGCGGCAGCAGCGACAGCGGCGGCAGCGUGCGCAGGACGCCAGGGAAGGAGGGGGCGGCGCGGGCGGCGCUAGAGGAGUAUAUGAACGUGCCCAUGCAGCUUAGACCAGGGCGCUCCGGCGAGAGCGAGCCGCCCAACGCGGAGCAGAUGGGCGCGCGGCGGUGGUGGCGCGGAGGGCCGUGCGUGGUGGCGUUCAAGGCGGCGCUGGCGGCGGCGAGGCGCGUGCGCAUCCCCAUCGUGCACCCGUACUCGCGGUUCCGGCGCGACGUGAACAUCAUCGUGGGCGCGUGCAUCGCCUACAACCUCUGGGAGGUGCUGUACAUGGUGGCGUUCGACCUGCGGGCCACGGGCGCGUGGCUCAUCGUCGACUCGUGCCUCUCCCUCGUCUACUUCGCUGACGUGCUGCUCGGCUUCAAAACCGGGUGCGUCACCCCCACACCACACCACACCAUGCACGCCAUGGGGGGGGGGGCACACUCGGCCCGCCACAUCGACCCGUUUACUCCCUCCUUCCAUCCACCACCCCCCUGCACCCAUGCCAUCCACGCCCUCCCCUCGCCCUCCCCUCGCCCUCCCCUCUCCCUCCCCUCGCCCUCCCCUCGCCCUCCCCUCGCCCUCCCCUCGCCCUCCCCUCGCCCUCUUCUCGCCCUCCCCUCGCCCUCACUUCCCCUGGGCGGCGCUACGGUGGGUGGGGGCGCGCAGGUACCUGACGCGGGAGAAGCACGUGAUGGGGGAGGGCGGGGUCAAGAUGCUGCUGCCACAGCAGAUCGUCAUGGACCAGGCAAGCCACACCCGCGCUCUCACCUCAGGCGCAUAGUGUGGCACUACCUGCGAACAUGGUUUGUGGUGGACGUGCUGUCGUCGCUGCCCAUCGACCUCAUCACCUCCUCCCUCGCCCAGUCCAGCGUUGGCUUCUGGCUCUCCGCCGCGUUGAGGCUGCUGAAGCUGCUGCGGCUGAGGCGGUUGGGGCAGGCGACGCAGCAGCUCAGGCAGUCCGCCCUCGCGGGGCUCUACAUGGAGAUGACCAUUCUCGUGCUGCAGAUCUGCAUGGUGUGCCACGUGGGAGCGUGUGCCUUUGCGCUCAUUGGUCGCCUCGAGUCGCCCCCCGAGACGUGGCUAGCGGCGUUCAGCUGGAGCAACGGGGGCAGCCAGGAGACGCUGGAGAGUGCACCGCACGGGGUGGUGUAUGCCGCAGCCUACUACUGGGCCAUGGUCACCUUCGCCUCUGUGGGGUACGGGGACAUCCACCCAGUGGACACGCUAGCAGAGCGGCUGUUCGCGACGGGGUACAUCCUGGUGACGUCCAUCCUGCUGGGCUACGCCAUCGGCCAGAUCUCCUCGCUCAUCUACUCCACCCGCGCCCGCCGCGAGUCCGUGCGCCAGCGCUGCAACACGCUGCACAGGUGCCACCCCCCCGCCACUGCCUUCCCCUCUCCUAUGCGCUUUCCCACUGUUUGCUCCGUGGGCUAUCAGCAUCCCCGUGACCCACCCGUGUGUGUCGGGCAGAUGGUGAGCCUCACGGGCAAGUGGCAGUCGGAGCUGUCGCAGCGCUUCCACGAGGGCGACCUCGUCGACGCCCUCUCGGACGACCUGAGGGCGGACCUCUUUGUGCACUGGUGGCAGCGCCACGUGCUCCCCAGCCCCAUGCUACCGCACAACCAUUCGUUCCUGGCGCACGUGUUUCCGUGCCUCAUUCUGCGGCGCGUGGCGCCAGCAGACGUGGUAGCGAGCGAGGGCGAGUUCACGCGGCACCUCUACAUCGUGCGCUCCGGCACCCUCGACGUCACCCGUCUCAAGGAUGCCCCCCCGCCCGCCCUCACGCUCACUCAUGCUGCUGCUCAGGUGGCGGGCUGUGAAGCUGACGUGGAUGGGCGUGCGGCGGAGGGGAAGGGCGGUGCGGAGGAGGUGCAGCUGCCAGCCGAGGUGGCGAGGGUGCUGCAGGAGCAUGCAGGGGCGCUGGCGGGCGGAAGAAGCGGGUCGCUGGGAGGGUUGCUGGGCGCAGCAGGAGCAGGAGCAGGAGCAGGGGUGGGGGGGUUGGGGGCAGGGGUGGGGGUGCAGAGGCGCGCGAUACAAAAAUCGCUGGGAGUCCCGGAGGUGGUGCCGGCAGUGGCGGGGGCGGUGGCGUACGAGAAGGAGAGUGUGGGCGAGGGGUAUGUGGCGGGCACGGAGGGGCUCAAGGCGGCGCUGGAGAUGCGGCGGGGCGAGGAGGAGUGGAGCAGCCAGCGCGUGUCAGUGAUCUGCAUGGACGCCUCCUUCCAGGCGAAGACGGAGUGCGAGGUGUACCUGCUGCUGCUGGACGACCUGUUUGAUGCCCUCGAGAGCUUCCCCGAGCUGCUCACCGCCAUGCGCACCGCCCUGGGGCUGCCCCUGGCGCCUGAUGAGUACCUGGCGCGGCCGCGCGUCAUGGCGUCACACCGCAGCUUCAAGGGGCUCAACAGGACCAAGAGCAACGCGCGCCCCACGGCCUUCAGUGCCGACAGCAGCAGCAACAAGACGCUGUCGUUUGGCAAGGGGCGCGUGCUGAGGGUUGGCAGCAGCACCAUGCUCCAAUCAUUCAAAGGAUGA
Molecule: messenger RNA, 3291 nt
Organism: Closterium sp. Yama58-4
Lineage: Eukaryota; Viridiplantae; Streptophyta; Zygnematophyceae; Desmidiales; Closteriaceae
Source: the annotation of a GenBank genome assembly